AUGGUAAGCGCUUUGUUCCUCAAGUGCAAGGCCUGUUUACUACCCUGGAUCUCGACUGCGUUAAACGUAAUUCUCAUGUUACUGGCAGUCACCGACAUUAGCGUCGGCCUCGUCUCCCAGCCACUGCUGAUCGCUAGGAAAUUCAUGGAAAUCUACAACGUUCACGACUGUGUUUUAUGGACUGCAAUGAGAUCCACUGUAUAUUAUUUCUCAGGCAUAUCGUUUCUAACGAUAACCUUAGUCAGUGUAGAACGCUGGUUUGCUGUGUGCAAACCGAUAAAGCAUCGCAGAGACGUCACUUCGACGCGAAUGGGCGUGGUCGCAUCCGUGGUGUGGUCCGCGUGGUUUAUAUUUCCCGUCGUGCGUUUUGCUGUGCCGAAAUUCUACCGAGCAUUCGCGAUGCUAAUUGGCGGAAUAAUUAUCAUCGUUUUUAUCAUCAACGCCAUGCUCUACGUGAAAAUUCAUCACAGCGUACGUGAAGGAAAACUAAAGUUCACAAGCGAGGCACACGAGAAAAGAUCAAAAGACAAUGUCAACUUUAGAAAAGAAGGGAGAUUGGCGAAAACAGUUGCUUUACUUUUAGUCAUAAUGGUGUCAGCCUAUUUACCAACAGCGAUAGGGUUAACGUACAAAGCGCUUCGCGGAGUUAACACAAUCUAUCUGUUUGUAUUUCUCCCCUUGGCUGAUACAUUAGUGCUCAUGAAUUCCUCUUUCAACCCUCUGUUUUAUUGUUAUAGAAACGCUAAAAUACGCAUGGAAUUUCUGAAGCGUUUGAACAUACAAACUGCCUCGAAAAGUUGUGACUCCUCUCUUAACAACAGGUCAACAUCAAAAGUAUGAGCGUUAUGAUUGCAUAUGCAAUUUGCCGUGUCAUUUAGAAAGAGGUAUUGGGUGAACGCAUUAGUUCACAUACGUAUAAUCGAUAGGAUCAAUAGACUUGUUCAAUAUUAGGACUCGCAUGUCGCGAUGCUGGUUUUCAAAAAAGCGAAAGGACGACUGUAUUGCGAGUAGAACUAACGAAAUGCUUCGUGCAAUGAAUGUAAUAUCUUUAAGACAGAAUUUACUAGCACUAAUAGAUUAUAUAGACGAUGCUGUAAAGAAGAAAUUAACACAUAU
This is a messenger RNA of Dendronephthya gigantea, 1116 nucleotides long. Its product is annotated as growth hormone secretagogue receptor type 1-like. The record is from RefSeq and is a predicted model, not a curated record. Lineage: Eukaryota; Metazoa; Cnidaria; Anthozoa; Malacalcyonacea; Nephtheidae. Gene Ontology annotation, molecular function: G protein-coupled receptor activity. Gene Ontology annotation, cellular component: membrane. The transcript is spliced from 2 exons. Bases 1 to 840 code for a protein of 279 amino acids. Gene Ontology annotation, biological process: G protein-coupled receptor signaling pathway.